CUCCUCAUCAAUCAUGUUCGGCAAGCUCAAGCACUCACUGCACAAGGCGUUCAUCCCGCCCGACGAGAACGCGGCGUUCGAGGCCCCAGAGGGCGUGGUCCGCCCCCAUGUCUUCCUGGACAUGACGAUUGGCGGGCAGGAGGCGGGGCGGAUCGAGAUCGAGCUCUUCAGCGACAUUACUCCCCAGACCGCCGAGAACUUCCUCCAGCUCGCUCUUGGCGUCAACAUCGACGGCAAGCAGCGUGGGUAUACCGGCUCGACAUUCCACCGCGUGAUUCCUGGCUUUAUGAUCCAAGGAGGCGACUUCGUUCACGGAGACGGCACGGGUCGCGUGUCCAUCUACAACCACGGCGGCUCGUUCAAGGACGAGAACUUCAAGCUCAAGCACACCAAGGCCGGGCUGUUGAGCAUGGCCAACUCGGGGCCGGACACCAACGGCUGCCAGUUCUUCAUCACGACGGCCGCAGCCGAUUUCCUCAAUGGCAAGCACGUUGUGUUUGGCCGGGUGGUUCAUGGUAUGCCCGUUGUCCGCGCAAUUGAGAAUACGCCGGUGGGCACAGGAGACAGGCCUAUCAGCCCCGUGGUCAUCGCGAAGUCAGGCGAGGUGCCUCAGGCUCAAGCCGCCCCACAGGCAGCAUAG
Vanrija pseudolonga is the source of this 640-nucleotide messenger RNA. Its product is annotated as Peptidyl-prolyl cis-trans isomerase H. Gene Ontology annotation, cellular component: intracellular membrane-bounded organelle. The coding region runs from base 14 to 640 and encodes 208 amino acids. NCBI's taxonomy places the organism in Eukaryota, Fungi, Basidiomycota, Tremellomycetes, Trichosporonales, Trichosporonaceae. Gene Ontology annotation, biological process: protein peptidyl-prolyl isomerization; protein folding. The transcript has 3 exons. Gene Ontology annotation, molecular function: peptidyl-prolyl cis-trans isomerase activity. The record is from RefSeq and is a predicted model, not a curated record.